This is a messenger RNA of Chrysochloris asiatica (Cape golden mole), 705 nucleotides long. RefSeq names its product olfactory receptor 478-like. Gene Ontology annotation, molecular function: odorant binding; olfactory receptor activity. Gene Ontology annotation, cellular component: membrane. The record is from RefSeq and is a predicted model, not a curated record. Bases 1 to 705 code for a protein of 234 amino acids. The transcript has 2 exons. NCBI's taxonomy places the organism in Eukaryota, Metazoa, Chordata, Mammalia, Afrosoricida, Chrysochloridae. Gene Ontology annotation, biological process: G protein-coupled receptor signaling pathway; sensory perception of smell.
AUGAGGAACUCCGUCAAGAAUAAUACAGAAUACCGGGCCAAGCAGCAACAUCUUGGAUGUGCCACACAACCUGGUUCAGCUGUUUUCUUUGAAACUGUUGAGUGCUUUCUACUGGCUGCCAUGGCCUAUGAUCAUUUUGUAGCAAUAUGUAACCCACUGCUUUAUUCAACCAAAAUGUCUACACAAGUCUGUGCUCUGUUAUUCUCUGUGGCUUAUAUAGGUGGUUUUGUCAAUGCUUUCUCCUUUACAAUUUCCUUCUUUUCUUUAUUCUUCUGUGGACCAAACAAGGUCAAUCAUUUUUUCUGUGAUUUUGCUCCUUUAAUUGAACUUCCCUGUUGUGAUGUCAGUAUCCAUGCUGUAGUCCCCUCAUGUUCUGCUGGAUUCGUCAUUGUGGUCACAGUGUUUGUCAUAGCCAUCUCGUAUAUCUACAUCCUCAUCAUCACCCUGAACAUGUGCUCUACUGAGGGCCGCCACAAGGCCUUCUCCAACUGCACCUCCCACAUCACUGCAGUCACUCUGUUCUAUGGGACCAUUACAUUCAUUUAUGUGAUGCCCAAGCCCAGCUACUCUACUGACCAGAACAAAGUGGUGUCUGUGUUCUACAUGGUGGUGAUCCCCAUGUUGAACCCCCUCAUCUAUAGUCUCAGGAAUAAUGAAAUUAAGGGGGCUCUCAAGAGAGAGCUUGGUAGGAAAAGAUUUUCUUAA